ACCAGGCAGACGUUAAUAUUUCUGUUAAAGGAAAUAGCCCUUAGCUAACUGCGGCUACCAUUAACGAUGUGGAUUAAGUUCGACAGAACUCAUUAAAAAUUCUGUUUUUAGAAGAAAAAAUGGGAUAGACUAAAAACCUAAAUGCUUACAAAGCGUACAAAAAAAAAGGAAAUGAAUGUGGAGCGGUGGUUCAGGAAAAAAUGGCUUAGCUAACUGCUAGCUAGCUAGCUCCUCUGAGAAGACGUUUUCUUUCAGAAGUUUCCAAGAAAAGACUUUCAGGAUCUAAAGCAACUUUCUGAGAGGAUUACUAAACAUGAAAGGACAACGCAUUCAUUUUCGGCUAAACAUAGUGGCGGGUUGACUGAUACAGUUCUGCAGCACAACAGCGAAGCAGCAUGAAGUCAGCGGCAGGGAGCUCUGCUGCUCUCAGAGAGGAGCCCGACGGUCGGCCUCUUCCUCCUGGAUGGAGGAGCUACACCUCCCCCGAGGGACGCCGCUACUACGUCAACAGCUGCAGUAAAGAAACAACAUGGCGACGUCCCUCCUCGUCAGCUGAGUCCCCACAGAGACCGCUGGCACGACAGAGUUCCUCACCAUAUGUCAAUGGAUCCCACAGCAGCACAAAGAGCUGUCAGCCCACAGAGGCUGCUGAUGUUGCUCUGAGGAAACCCUCCAUCAACAAACAGCCCCCCGGCUCCGUUUCACCGGCAAAGAGGCAGAUCAAGGAGGUCAAGGAGACCAAGAUCACCAUCAACUGUGUGACUUUCCCUCUGCCUGGUGAAGGUCCGGAGCAGCAGCUCCUGAAGCCCAACGAAUGGAGCUACUGCGAUUACUUCUGGACCGACAAGAAAGACCCCCAGGGGACCACCUCUGUGGCGGGCUUCGAGGUCCUUCUGCAGAAGCAGCUGAAGGGCAAACAGAUGCAGAAAGAGAUGUCCGAGUUUAUCCACGAGAGGAUAAAGAUUGAAGAAGAAUAUGCCAAGAACCUCUCCAAGCUGUCUCUGAGCCCCCUGGCAGCACAGGAGGAAGGGACUCUGGGAGAGGCCUGGACUCAGCUGAAGAAGAGUCUGCAUGAUGAGGCUGAAGUUCACCUAAAGUUCUCAAACAAGCUCCACACUGAGGUGGAAAAACCACUGCUGACAUUCAGAGGUGACAACUUCAAGAAGGAUCUGAAAAAGUACGACCAUCACAUCGCCGACCUCAGGAAGCAGCUGGCGAGUCGUUACGCAAGUGUGGAGAAGGCCCGUAAAGCCUUGGCAGACAGGCAGAAAGAUCUGGAAGUGAAGACCCAACAGUUGGAGAUCAAACUCAGCAACAAGACAGAGGAGGACAUCAAGAAGGCCCGGCGGAAAUCCACACAAGCAGGAGACGACCUGAUGCGCUGCGUGGAUCUGUACAACCAAACUCAGUGCAAGUGGUUUGAAGAAAUGGUCACCACCAGCAUGGAGCUGGAGAAACUGGAGGUUGAACGUAUCGAGUGGAUUCAGCAGCAUUUACGCCAGUACACGACUCUGCGGCAUGAAACUGACAUGUUCAAUCAGAGUACGGUGGAGCCGGUGGACCAGCUGCUGCAGAACCUGGAUCCAGCCAAAGACAGAGAGCUGUGGGUGAAGGAGAACUACACCGGGGAGGUCCGGCCCGUGGACAUGGACAUUUAGCCCUGACCUGGGAUCAGCCAUUCUGUCGUCAGUAUUAUAACACAUCCACAGAGUCCCAGAACACUUCUGAUAACACUGAUCCAGGGACAGUGCAUGUUCAGGCCGCUGGUCUGCUCAUCCUCUCUCUGACUGAAACGACCGGAGGACAGGUUCAUACUAAACGCCGUCAGGGAACGGUAUCGGAUCAAAGUACCAGCAUGUUCCUUCUAAAUUUUAACCUUCUCAUAAUCAACAUUAGCUUAUUGAAUGCCAUUUAACAUAUUCUGCUGUUUACCUGUUGUAAAGUCGACACUAUUAAAAUAAUAUGUAUUUUGAAUUGUUUAGUUUAGCUUCAAUCUACCCUUUUCACAGUUUGUGUGAACCAAACGAGAAAAAAAAAUGAUAUUACCUUUAUUUUAGAUACGGAUAUUGAAGCAUAUUGAGAUCUUAGACUGAAUAUGAUAUAUUUUCAUAUUUUGCUGGUUCAUUUUGGUGGAAAUGCAUGUUUUGAAUAUCUUGCUUUUUCUGUAUAUGAAGAGCUGCACAAAUUUGUGGAACCAUGAUGGUUGUUUUUCUGGUAUAGUUCAUUGAAUUUACACAAACAUCUUGUAAGUGACAGAAUUUAGGAGCUUUCUUUCACAAAACACACACACACACACAAAAAAAAUACGUGUACAGCGUUAAUAUCCAGUAACCUCAAUUGUUUAAAAAGAAAAACACAUAAAAACUGUGUUUAGGAAUGUGUUUUUGAAUAUGCUCGCCACAAGUCAAAACAUGUGGUCGAUCGGAUUUAGGCCAGGGUCUAUUUUGGAUCAGUCCGGAGGAAAAAGGUGGUCCAAGUUACACUGAAACACCUUUUAGUGCCUAACGGUUAUAUACCUGGAAUGUCCUUGACAUAUUCUACUGCAUCAGUGUACAUUUGUACAUACAGGCUAGAUGUAUUUUGCUGUCAGAUGUUUAAAAAGGCCCGAAGGAUCUUUGAGGCCGCUGAGGUGUUUGUACUGUACAAUGUUGUUUGUUUUAUUUUUGGUAAAUGUACAGAGAAUAUCUUUACGACGGCGGUGGGAAGCAGAAUCCAACAAAUUAAAUAUUUCAAGGCCAUUAACUGUAAAGCCAGCUGACUCAUCCCGGUCGCUCCCAAUUGAAACACAUUUUUCAGAGACUGCAUGAAGAGUAAGUGUCUGUGUUUACAUGUCCGUGUCCGUCUUUGUCUUUACAUUUGGUUUGUUGUUUGUUGUUUGCUCUGGAUUUAUUUGGAAUUUUUUCCGCGGCCGUUAUUUUUUUUAAUUUCUCAAAAAGCACGAAGCCAAUCAAAUCCAGCUAAUCCUAAUCCAGCUGCCGGGCAAGAGAAAAUAACUGCUUUUAAAAAAAGAAAUAUAAAUGCUUACCUGCCGUAUCACCAACAUUGAUAGUGCACUACAUUAUCUUUGUGUUAAAUAAAACAUUCAGACUUUGCUUUAAACCCCAAAAGGCUUAACAGGCACAGGUUUAAUCAGCAUAUCUGUUGUAGAGAUUUUAUCAGUGUGUGUCAAUGUUGUGCACUAAAUGUAAACAAAAAGUUAUUAUGUUCCAACUAAAUGUUCGACAGUUUCAUGACGUAAUGGUUGAGUUUUACUGCCCUUCUGUGAUUAACAUUUUCAUAACGUGCAUUCAAAUCCGAUGUUUUACGAAUGUUUGAUCAUAGGUGACCUCUGUCCAGACGGUGUACUGUGGAAUGCAGUGUCCGAAAUAAAUCUCCUCCUUAAAAAAAACCAUUUAAUAUCACGGUGUGUUGUUAUGUAACUGUACUAGGAGGACGGUAACAUUUGCAUGGUUUAAUCAGCUGUAACUCUUAAAUCUUCAGGUCAGUUUUCAGGCUCUGGAUCCAGUCCAGUCAAGAUUAGAAAGAUAAGUAAGACAGGUGGCCAUCCACUGGUGAGAGAUUCUAUACUUAAUACCUCCUGAUGCAAUAAUUAACUACAUUUCCAUGAAAAUGACAAUAUCUCUCUCCCACACCCACCAACAAAUUGGUUUUUGGUUUCCCCAUAUAUCUCCUGGUACCUCCAAUUCUUACAUAAUCAAGGAAAGUAAACAAGUUUUCUUCAAUCCUUGAUAUUUAUUACCAUCCAUGUGGUAAAAGGCCAGUUUUUUUUAGUGAAAAACACUAUUCUUGUUGCAUAUUCCAUGCUUUAAAUACUAGUAUUUCGUCUAAUCUUUCACACUGACAUCCAUUGUCACAUAAAGCUUGCCUAAGAAUAUUUACUAACUACACAAAAAUGUGUAGCAAUACAUUCUUCCUCAAUGUUUCCAGCCCACAUUGUUCGAACCAGACACUCGAGUAAGGAGUCUGUUUGUCUCAACUGACCUUCACCUCCUAAUCGGAUUGGCUGGUACAGGCGGAUUGUUAACCCGAGCCUAAUUCCUCUCAUAAGGAGCUCCUGUCUCGACUUUCUUGCUAUCAACUUAAUGAAUUCAAGUGUGAACAAACAUUGUUGGUACGCUACCAGACAUAAGAGAGUAAAUUAGUUGUCAGGGGAAAGCUGUAAGUAAGGAUACACGGGUCUAUUCUGCCAUACAAACCCAGAGCAUGUUCAGAAAGUAAAACACAUCCCAAAGUAUGUAGCAGAUAUAUGUUGUAAAAUUGUAUGAUUUUCAUGCCAAUAGAGAUCAUUUUCCUUACAUGAAACCAAUAAAACAAUCUAAAGGGUGUAGAGAAAACACACACAAAAUGUGUUUCCUCUUUAGCUGUCGUGUCCAUUUGAGCUAUAAUUAGCCUAAAUAUAUUAAUAAAUUCAUGUUUAAUUCAACACAAAAAUCUGACUUUGAAUGUGGUUUAAAAAUCUCAUGAAGUCCACAGUUAUUGCUACUGCUGCUAGCUAAGCUAAUUAGCAUUUAGCUGGACCAGUUAAUCUGCUGUUACUAUUUUUCUCCAUUUAUUUUGUUUCUUCUUCAUCUUUAUUGUCAAUUUCGCCUUUGAGAUAAUAAAUAACUUCUUAAAUCAACACAAAAAUGUAAUUGUGUAGUAUAGCAACAUAAAAUUAAGUGAAAUCAAGUCGAAUCAGAGGCCACAGAGACAGCAGUUACUGCUGCCCUGCUAGCUAGGUUAAUUGGUUGCUAGAUUAGCUGGCUACGCUGUUUCUAACUUAUUUUUAUCUGCGUUUUUUCUCUCCAUUAUGUUUUUUUUGUUCUUAAGCAAAUUGUCCAUUAGUACUAAAAUAAUGUUUAAUAAAUCACAAAAAUAUGUCACUUAAAAGUAUCUUUGCAACAUAAAAUAACAAAUCACUUGCUAGUUUAGUUAAUUACAGAAGCAAUGACCUAAGUUUCUAAGUUGUUUUUAUAAUCAUGUUGUUACAGUCUAUAUUAUGUCUCAUCAUUAUGUGAAAUUAUUUAUUUUUUUCACUAUCAUCAGAGGUCUCAGAGACAGCAGUUACUACUACCCUGCUAGUUAGCAUUUAGCCAGACUAGCUUCUGGUGUUUCUUUCUUCAUUAUAUUUUUAGAUUUAGCUGUUGUCUAAUUUAUGUGGUGUAAGAAACUCAAUAACUAGAUGUUAGAGCAUCAAAUUUGAUUAUCCAGUUACAAUUUGAGCAAAUAAGCAAAAAUGUAUUACAACAAAAAUAUAUGUGAUUUAAUGGUAAAUUAGCUUUGGUUAUUGCUAUAUUAGCAAGUACGGUCUCGGCAUUUUGAUCUAUAUUUCUGUUUGCUGGUUCUUAUGUCCUUAGCAUGCUGUUUUUCAAUAUAUAUUACACACAGCAAUAUAUUAGUUUUAUUCUGGUCAAUUUGAACCAAAUAUGUAACUUUUGGCCUCAUAGGGCAGUAUAAUGAUGUUUACGA
Centropristis striata (black sea bass) is the source of this 5448-nucleotide messenger RNA. It is a transcript of the gene gas7a, whose product is annotated as growth arrest-specific 7a. Gene Ontology annotation, biological process: actin filament polymerization; neuron projection morphogenesis. The transcript is spliced from 15 exons. Bases 396 to 1658 code for a protein of 420 amino acids. Gene Ontology annotation, cellular component: cytoplasm; actin filament; plasma membrane. NCBI's taxonomy places the organism in Eukaryota, Metazoa, Chordata, Actinopteri, Perciformes, Serranidae. Gene Ontology annotation, molecular function: actin filament binding. The record is from RefSeq and is a predicted model, not a curated record.